Messenger RNA from Rangifer tarandus platyrhynchus (Svalbard reindeer), 2934 nucleotides. The record is from the annotation of a GenBank genome assembly. Lineage: Eukaryota; Metazoa; Chordata; Mammalia; Artiodactyla; Cervidae.
AUGAAAGGGUUAUCGGGCAGCCGCAGCCAUCAUCACGGAGUCACCUGCGAUUCAGCCUGUGACUCGCUGUCGCACCACGCGGACCGCAAGCCAUACCUGCUGAGCCCAGUGGAGCACCACCCGGCCGACCACCCCUACUACACUCAGCGGACCUCCUUCCAGGCCGAGUGUGUGGGCCCCUUCAGCGACCCGCUGGCCAGCAGCACCUUCCCGCGGCGGCACUACACCUCGCAGCAGGAGCUGAAGGACGAGUGUGCCCUAGUGCCCCGCACCCUGGCCACCAAGGCCAACCGCAUCCCCGCCAACCUCCUGGACCAGUUUGAGAGGCAGCUGCCUCUCAGCCGGGAUGGCUACCACACUUUGCAAUACAAGCGCACGGCCGUGGAGCACCGCAGCGACAGUCCCGGCCGCAUCCGCCACCUGGUCCACUCGGUCCAGAAGCUCUUCACCAAAUCGCACUCCCUGGAGGGGCCAUCCAAGGGCAGCGUCAACGGGGGCAAGGCCAGCCCAGACGAGACGCAGACCGUGAGGUACGGCAAGCGCAGCAAAAGCAAGGAGCGGCGUCCGGAGCCCAAGCCGCGCAACAACACAUCCCCGGGCUGGUGGAGUUCUGACGACAACCUCGACGGCGACAUGUGCAUCUACCACUCCCCCUCGGGUGUGAUGACCAUGGGCAGGUGCCCCGACCGCUCGGCCUCUCAGUACUUCAUGGAGGCCUACAACACCAUCAGCGAGCAGGCAGUGAAGGCCUCCCGGAGUAACAACGAUGUCAAGUGCUCCACCUGCGCCAACCUGCCCGUUACCCUAGACGCACCGCUGCUCAAGAAGAGUGCCUGGUCCUCCACACUGACCGUGAGUCGAGCCCGAGAGGUUUACCAGAAAGCCUCGGUCAACAUGGACCAGGCCAUGGUGAAGUCAGAGUCGUGUCAACAAGAACGUUCCUGCCAGUACCUUCAGGUCCCUCAGGAUGAAUGGACAGGGUACACCCCUCGAGGUAAAGAUGAUGAAAUCCCCUGCCGAAGAAUGCGGAGCGGCAGCUACAUCAAGGCCAUGGGAGAUGAAGACAGCGGUGACUCGGACACCAGCCCCAAGCCUUCUCCCAAAGUGGCUGCGCGAAGGGAAAGCUAUCUCAAGGCGACUCAGCCAUCCCUCACAGAACUCACCACUCUCAAGAUUUCCAAUGAGCACUCCCCCAAACUCCAGAUCCGGAGUCACAGUUACCUGAGGGCGGUCAGUGAGGUCUCCAUCAACCGAAGCCUCGACAGCCUUGACCCUGCGGGGCUGCUCACGUCUCCGAAGUUCCGCUCCAGGAACGAGAGCUACAUGCGCGCGAUGAGCACCAUCAGCCAGGUAAGCGAGAUGGAGGUGAACGGGCAGUUCGAGUCGGUGUGCGAGUCGGUGUUCAGCGAGCUGGAGUCGCAGGCGGUGGAGGCCCUGGACCUGCCGAUGCCGGGCUGCUUCCGCAUGCGGAGCCACAGCUACGUGAGAGCCAUCGAGAAGGGCUGUUCCCAGGACGACGAGUGCGCGUCGCUGCGGUCCUCCUCCCCACCGCGCACCACCACCACCGUGAGGACCAUCCAGAGCAGCACGGUGUCAUCUUGCAUUACAACAUAUAAGAAGACACCACCUCCAGUCCCACCCAGAACUACCACGAAACCUUUCAUUUCUAUCACAGCCCAGAGUAGCACAGAGUCAGCCCAGGACGCCUACAUGGACGGACAGGGCCAGCGAGGGGAUAUUAUCAGCCAGUCUGGACUGAGCAACUCCACGGAGAGCCUGGACAGUAUGAAGGCUCUGACAGCCGCCAUCGAAGCCGCCAAUGCCCAGAUCCACGGCCCUGCGAGUCAACACAUGGGCAACAACGCUGCCACCGUCACCACCACCACAGCCUUGGCCACCGUCACUGCAGAAGACAGGAAGAAGGACCACUUCAAGAAAAACCGAUGCCUGUCCAUUGGGAUCCAGGUGGAUGAUGCUGAAGAACCUGACAAGACAGGGGGAAAUAAAGCACCCAGUAAGUUCCAGUCCGUAGGAGUGCAAGUAGAAGAAGAGAAAUGCUUCCGCAGGUUCACUCGCUCCAACAGUGUGACGACGGCCGUGCAGGCCGACCUGGACUUCCACGACAACCUGGAAAACUCUCUGGAGUCGAUAGAGGACAAUUCGUGCCCCGGCCCGGUGGCCAGACAGUUCUCCCGGGAUGCCAGCACCUCCACCGUCAGCAUCCAGGGCUCAGGAAACCAUUACCACGCCUGCGCCGUCGACGAGGACUUCGACGCAGACUUCGAUCCUUCCAUUCUGCCGCCCCCGGACCCCUGGAUUGAUUCAAUCACCGAAGACCCCCUGGAGGCCGUGCAGAGAUCAGUGUGCCACCGGGACGGCCACUGGUUUCUGAAGCUUCUCCAGGCGGAGCGGGACCGCAUGGAAGGCUGGUGCCAGCAGAUGGAGAGAGAAGAGCGGGAGAACAACCUUCCUGAGGAGAUUCUAGGGAAAAUCCGAACCGCAGUGGGCAGUGCCCAACUUCUUAUGGCCCAGAAAUUCUACCAGUUCAGAGAACUGUGUGAAGAAAACCUGAAUCCCAAUGCUCAUCCAAGGCCCACCUCUCAGGAUCUGGCGGGGUUCUGGGACAUGCUGCAGUUGUCCAUAGAAAACAUUAGUAUGAAAUUUGAUGAACUUCAUCAGUUAAAGGCCAAUAAUUGGAAACAGAUGGAUCCUCUUGACAAGAAGGAGCGAAGGGCCCCUCCUCCAGUGCCCAAGAAGCCGGCGAAGGGCCCCGCGCCGCUGAUCCGGGAGCGCUCGCUGGAGAGCUCGCAGCGCCAGGAGGCCCGCAAGCGCCUGAUGGCCGCCAAGCGCGCCGCGUCCGUCCGUCAGAACUCGGCCACCGAGAGCGCCGAGAGCAUCGAGAUCUACAUCCCCGAGGCGCAGACCCGGCUUUGA